AUGCUUACGUCCGGCCUCACCAACACCCCGCUCACGAAAUCCCUCCUCAUCUACAUCAUCGCAUCCUCAAUCGCACUCUCAAUCCUCGACAUCAAGCAUCUCGGCUCAAUUUAUGUCUCACCACACCUCUGGCCAUAUGCUCAAUUUUGGCGCACUCUCAUCUGGCAAGCCGCCGGCUUUGCCAACUCCACCGAAGCGCUCUUCGCCGCCAUGUUGGUGUAUCACCUUCGAGUCGUUGAGCGGGCAUGGGGAAAGCGAAAGAUGGCCACCUUCCUCCUCACAACCCUUCCUUUUACCACCAUCCUGCCACCCCUCCUCCUCGCCAUCCUCGUCCGGCCACUCUCCCUAAACAACCUUAACUACCUCCCCUCCGGCCCAACGGCAAUGAUCUUUGCCCUGCUUGCCCAAUACCACGCCACAAUCCCACACACUUUCCGCUACCGCAUCGGCACAACAUCUUCCUCCAACACAGCAACCACAAGCACGACUUACAACAAUACCCACAACAAUACCGACAAUAGAACUCCAACCCCCAAACCACCCCCACCAAGUCUAACUCUCCUUCUCUCCGACAAAUCAACAACCUACCUAAUCGCUGCCCAACUCGCCCUCUCCCAAUUCCCCGCCUCGCUCCUCCCGGCUCUAACAGGAUGGAUCGUUGGCACAGCCUGGCGCGCCGAACUCCUUCCAGGCCUCUCGCCCACAAGCAACGGUUUCCGGGUCCCGGCGUGGCUGGUAGGUGAGCGUGAGCGAAGGGAUGGAGGUGCUGCGAGUGCGGCGGCUGAAGGGGAGAGGGAGCGGUUUGAGGAUAUGAGGCGAAGGCUUGAAGGUGAAGCGGAAGCUUCUGGGUUGGAGGGGGCUGCGCCGGGACAGAGGCGGAGAAAUGGGGGUAAUGAGGGUGGUGGACUUGCGGAGAGAUUGAGGGGUGCUUGGUGA
Messenger RNA from Penicillium waksmanii, 936 nucleotides. RefSeq names its product protein dscB (gene dscB). The transcript has 2 exons. NCBI's taxonomy places the organism in Eukaryota, Fungi, Ascomycota, Eurotiomycetes, Eurotiales, Aspergillaceae. Gene Ontology annotation, molecular function: serine-type endopeptidase activity. Bases 1 to 936 code for a protein of 311 amino acids. The record is from RefSeq and is a predicted model, not a curated record.